UUAUAGCAUGCAACGCUUAAGCCUCCAACUACCACGAAAGCUCGCGCAAGGCCUUAGCAGAGACUUGAACACCAAAGCGGUUAACUUUUUGCAGCGCCAGCAGCAGCCGCUGGUCCGAGCAGCUUUAGCGAAGAAGUUGCCGACGCCAGCACUACCAUUCGCGAUCAGACGAUAUUCGGAAGGCAAGAACAACGCAACUUUGGGCUCGAAAAUGGAGGAUCAAAAACUGCUGCAGGCCACGCUGGAGGACAGCGAUCCGGAGCUGGCGUGUCUCAUCAAGAAGGAGAAGGAGCGCCAGCGCGAGGGACUCGAGAUGAUUGCCAGCGAGAACUUCACCUCGGUGGCGGUGCUGGAGAGUCUGGGCUCCUGCCUCACCAACAAGUACUCCGAGGGCUAUCCCGGCAAGCGCUACUAUGGCGGCAACGAGUUCAUUGACCACAUCGAAUUGCUGGCCCAAAAGCGCGGCCUCGAGCUGUUCAACCUCACCGAGGACCGUUGGGGCGUCAAUGUGCAACCGUAUUCGGGCUCGCCGGCGAACAUGGCCGCCUAUGUGGGCGUGUGCCGUCCGCACGAUCGCAUCAUGGGCUUGGAUCUGCCCGAUGGCGGCCACUUGACGCACGGCUUCUUCACGCCCAACAAACGCAUCUCGGCCACGUCGAUCUUCUUCGAGAGCAUGCCGUACAAGGUGAACCCCGAGACGGGCAUCAUCGACUACGACAAGCUGGCCGAGGCGGCCAAGACCUUCAGGCCGCAGAUCAUCAUUGCCGGCAUCUCGUGCUACUCCCGCCUGCUCGACUAUGCGCGCUUCCGUCAGAUCUGCGACGAUGUGGGCGCCUACCUGAUGGCCGACAUGGCCCACGUUGCCGGCCUAGUGGCCGCCGGGCACAUUGCCUCGCCGUUCGACUACGCCGACAUUGUGACCACAACCACGCACAAGACACUGCGCGGCCCACGCGCCGGCGUCAUCUUCUUCCGCAAGGGUGUGCGCAGCAUCAGGCCCAACGGCGACAAGGUGCUGUACGAUCUGGAGGAUCGCAUCAAUCAGGCCGUCUUCCCAUCGCUGCAGGGCGGACCGCACAACAAUGCCAUCGCCGGCAUUGCCACCGCCUUCAAGCAGGCCAAGUCUGUGGAGUUCAAGAACUACCAGGCGCAGGUGAUGAAGAACGCCAAGGUGCUGUGCGCCGCACUCAUUGCCAAGGGCUAUCAGGUGGCCACCGGCGGCACUGAUGUCCAUCUCGUGCUGGUCGAUGUGCGCGGCGCGGGCCUCACCGGCGCCAAGGCGGAGCUGAUACUCGAAGAGGUGGGCAUUGCCUGCAACAAGAACACCGUGCCCGGCGACAAGUCGGCCCUGAAUCCGUCCGGCAUUCGCCUGGGCACGCCAGCACUGACCACGCGCGGCCUGGUCGACAAGGACAUCGAGCAGGUGGUCGCCUUCAUUGAUGCGGCACUCAAGCUGGGCGCCGAGGCCGUCCAGGCUGCUGGCAGCCCCAAGCUGGCCGACUACCACAAGGUCGUCGCCGAGGAUGCAGCCAUCAGGGCCAAGAUCGACGAAAUUCACAAGUGUGUGAUCGCCUUCAGCAAGCAGUUCCCGCUGCCCGGCCUCACGACCUUGUAACGCA
This is a messenger RNA of Drosophila subobscura, 1619 nucleotides long. It is a transcript of the gene Shmt, whose product is annotated as serine hydroxymethyltransferase, cytosolic. The record is from RefSeq and is a predicted model, not a curated record. Gene Ontology annotation, cellular component: cytoplasm; cytosol; nucleus. The coding region runs from base 8 to 1615 and encodes 535 amino acids. Lineage: Eukaryota; Metazoa; Arthropoda; Insecta; Diptera; Drosophilidae. Gene Ontology annotation, molecular function: serine binding; mRNA 5'-UTR binding; cobalt ion binding. Gene Ontology annotation, biological process: purine nucleobase biosynthetic process; L-serine catabolic process; tetrahydrofolate interconversion. The transcript has 3 exons.